AUGACGGGCAGACGUUGGAUACAGAUUUGGAACCCGCCAUACCGUUAUCUUCACAACAAGAUCACACAUUAUCUGGAUGGUGCUGUGGCAACCACAGAAGUCAUGGCCUUUCGAUACAAGGGUCAAAGUCGGGACAAAGUUCCUCAUAGCGUCAGUCAUGUGAUCGUUGAUACCAUUGUGUGGGAAAUUCCCGACAAUGCGUUUAGUGGUUGUGAUUCGCUGGCUCUAUUGGAAUUACCGGUGGGUCUGCAAACCAUUGGGGAAUAUGCACUGGCCUAUUGCGAUUCCUUGUUGAAACUUAUACUACCGGCUACAGUCCAUACCAUAUUUGGACAUGCUUUUGAUAAUUGUCGAUCACUGAGGGAAGUAGAAAUUGCACCCAGCAGUCAUUUGAAGCAUUUGGGUCCAGAAGUCUUUCGGAGCUGCCAUUCGUUGCAGGAAGUGGAUCUUCCCGAGGGCAUUACGGCGCUUUCGGCUGGGAUCUUUUCGGAUUGUCGGUCAUUGACAAAAAUAAGGAUUCCAUCGACGGUGGAAGUCGUUGAUGAUGAUGCCUUUCGAGAAUGUCUAAGCCUAUUGCUAGUCACUUUUGGAAAUCGAUUGGUGCAGAUUGGGACGGGCGCCUUUUAUUCUUGCACCUCCUUGAUGAACGUCAAGAUUCCAUCUUCGGUAAAGACGAUCGAUGACGGUGCUUUUGAGGCAUGUGGUCACCUUAUAUCCAUUGAAAUUGACGACGGUUUGAGUGAGAUUGGAAAUGGUGUGUUCAAUCAAUGCCACAGCUUGAUGAAUGUUGCCAUUCCUCAAUCUACCAAAUGGUCUGCUGAUGGGACCCUUCUAGGUUGUGGUCAAAUCUCUGACUAUUAUCCAACAAUGGAAAUGUUACAACAGAGAUACGGCCAUGACAUGCUCAUUCAUGAGCUGUGUUACAAACAGGCACAUCAUCCGGAACGCUCGAGUAUGGAACGUCUGAAAAAGCUAAAGGAAGACCAAGGUGGACUAUCAUCACUAUCCAGCCAAACUCAUGCCGAUACCAUGGGAAUGAAUCCAUUCCAUAUCUUGUCCAUCUCCACCAAACCCAAUCUUUCUCUCUUUUCGGAACUCUUGCAUAUUCUACCUAAACGUUUGGUUCAAGCACCCAAUGUGAACGGGCAAUCUCCGUUACAAUUACUCAAAGACAACCAUGCCUUUGGGAGUGCUGCUUUGAUUCGAUUUAUACUAGAAGUCACCAUCUUAGAACCAUCCAGAUGGUUUGGGCUGGAAGCUUGGCGAAAGGACCUUUCUUCGGCUGUACAACGAACUUUCAAGACCAACACAUUGGAACAAGUAUCCAGUCGAGGCCGUCGAAUCACUCAAAUUCAAACGAAAUAUUUCAAGUACGAACGACUAGAGACUACUUCUCUUCUGGAACAAGCAGUCUGGAAGAGCACCAUGUCUCGUCAGAAGCGAUCCUCCAGGACGAGGAAAUUACCCAAGGUAAACAGCGAUUCUCGGUUAGCUGCACGAAUGAGCAGUGGGGCACAAGUGAUCAUUCCGAAUGUCAAUUUGUUUCUGGGGAAACCACAAUUUUGA
Molecule: messenger RNA, 1566 nt
Organism: Cylindrotheca closterium
Lineage: Eukaryota; Bacillariophyta; Bacillariophyceae; Bacillariales; Bacillariaceae
Source: the annotation of a GenBank genome assembly